Molecule: messenger RNA, 318 nt
Organism: Mitosporidium daphniae
Lineage: Eukaryota; Fungi; Microsporidia
Exons: 1
Coding region: 1-318 (105 amino acids)
Source: RefSeq, a predicted model, not a curated record
AUGAAAUUUGUUCUUGAUAAAUUUUCUGUUUUAUCCAUUCGGCACAUCUAUGUAAAGCCUGAACGGAGAAUAGAAGGAAGUGCCAAUAUUUAUCGAAAAAGCCGCGAAGAUAAAGCUAGAAGAGUAGCACUCGCCGCGAUGCCUGCAGUCCCUCAAGUUUCUAUAGAUUUUAGGAAAAAGUUUUUAGAUUGUUUAUAUAGUGAGAAGAGCUGGUGGAGAACUCUGCCUGAAAGAGUAGACUAUUCUGAUGUUGUUAAAGAGCUUUCGUCUUGUAAGGGUCCAAAUGCACCACCUUUAUCUUGGAAACUGAUAAAAUAA